AUGCCAGUACAGACUCAAACACAACGGGGCCCGCGUGUCACCAGCACCGGAGUAUCCACUGGGAAGAAUGACCACAUGAGUGCCACCAAAGUGUUGACAGUGAAGGCCAUGGCGGCCUCGAUGGAGCACUUCCUUGAUGCUCAAGAAGCUGCCCUCGAGCGAAUGUUGGACUCGUGUAGGAGUGACGCGAGUCAGGCCCCGUCUCUGUGGCGUUUCAGCGAUGCGGCUGCAGCAGCCCAGCUUCAGCAGGACGUACUGCGUGCUGCAGGUUCAAAUUCUCACAAUGUCGAUCUCCCCACAGACGACACAGCGGCAGAUGAUAGGCGAGGCACGAGCCAGACUCACCGCGCAAGCGUCAUGGCAGAGUUGUUCAAGCAAGAAAAGGCCUCGCGGCACGCGCUCGCGGCAGGUCAGUGGGUGACCAGGGAAGCAGAGUCUCUGCGGCGCACCGCUGAGCUUGAGGAGGAUAAGCUCUGCCUUGCCCAGGCCCGGAACCGACUUCUGCGAGGACGUCUCGCCAAACUUACCCGCGAGCGCCGCAAAGGAACACGUCACGUGGCGCUGAGUCACGAUGGGAGUAGUGCUGAUGUCGUGGGGUGCAAGCGAGUACCAAUUUUCCCGAUUGAUUCAACACCUAAUGGUCAUCGAUACACGAACGACAUCGUCGAGGCCAGGCGCCAGCUCGACCUGUGCACAAAGGAGCUGGAGGAGAGCCAGCUGCGUCUACAUCAGUUGCAGGAGUAUCACUUGGGCCAGCUUAGUGGACACCUUCGACCUAUGGUGACGGCAAACGAUGCGCUGCGCACCACCGAGAACUUCCUCGACCCAGACACUAGCAUGGCGGUGCGCGCCACCGUGGUCAACGCCUUAUUGGAGGUGAACAGCGCCCUGAAGCCGCUGCCGGUGCAGGAGGACAGCCCACAGAGCCUGGACGCUGCUUUGCCGUGCCUGGACAACGUCACAACAUUAUGGGAUAGGUUGGCAGUACAAAACUUCGUUGUGGGGCGCAUCAACCGUCUCUUCACCUGCAUGUGCCCUACAGCACCACCGCUGACGCUGCUGAAGGACACGUGUAUGAUGUAA
Molecule: messenger RNA, 1083 nt
Organism: Leishmania braziliensis MHOM/BR/75/M2904
Lineage: Eukaryota; Euglenozoa; Kinetoplastea; Trypanosomatida; Trypanosomatidae
Exons: 1
Coding region: 1-1083 (360 amino acids)
Source: RefSeq, a predicted model, not a curated record